Molecule: messenger RNA, 957 nt
Organism: Prorocentrum cordatum
Lineage: Eukaryota; Dinophyceae; Prorocentrales; Prorocentraceae
Source: the annotation of a GenBank genome assembly
CGCCCUCGUUCUAUCCUGCGCUCGGACGCAGGGCCAUUCCACCGAAUCAGCGAGCAUUACCACUGCACCGAUGAUUUCUCGGCACCGUUCCUGUCCGCUUUACUCCACCCAGACACCGAGGGAUCGAGGAAGCGGGCUUGGGCGCGCGUCAAGGACGCCGCAGGUUUCACUGGGUAUAUUUUCCCAGGCGACCCUGCCAUUCAUCUAACCUUUGUAGGGGGUUUGUUGAAACAUUGCCGCAUCAAGAACACGAUUGCAAAGUGCCGCGAAGAGGCGGACAAGACUGUGAUCGGCAUUGACGGCCAGUGCCCAACCCUGCUUUCGGCAUUGCACCAGACGCAGCAUGGAGCAUCCGGGGCUGAACGAAAGACAGGUGUCCAUGUCCAGAUAUCGGUUCCGCGCAUGGAUUCGGUUCUCCUGGCGAAGCACGCGCCGUCGGAGGCACUCAUGCAUGCGAAGAAGGCUCUGCUCGAAGCGGUCGGCAACGCGAACGGCGCAAUACAUGUGCGCACGAUCUGUUCAGAUGCGCCCAUCUCGUUGGAAGACACCGCCCUCCGCGCCGCGUUCCCGCGGCUGCAGUGCCUCUCCAGGGGCCCCCUGCACAUCGCGCUGAAGGUCGAGCACGCAUCUGGCGAGAAAAGCACUCCGUCGUCGAAUCUCAUCCGCCGAUGCAUUGCGAAGUUCCCGAAAGGAUUUGACGAUGGCAACCUUAUCACCGUGGGCAGCGACGGCAUGUCGGCGAUCAAGGCCGAAGGCUACCCCGAGCAACCGCGCCGCAACGCCGUCUCCUUCAUGAAGGACAUCGCCUCCUUGUGCCACAUGUUCCCGCGGGAGAUGGGCAAGACGACUGGCGAGAAGACCGCUGUCCUGGGAAGCUUGCGAUAUGCGACGUCGCCCGCGCAGCUCGAGCAUCUCCUGGGCCUGGGUAGAUUCAUUCCGCGGAACCCUGGCGCUCAG